This is a messenger RNA of Mya arenaria, 985 nucleotides long. RefSeq names its product putative tyrosinase-like protein tyr-3. Lineage: Eukaryota; Metazoa; Mollusca; Bivalvia; Myida; Myidae. The record is from RefSeq and is a predicted model, not a curated record. Gene Ontology annotation, molecular function: oxidoreductase activity. The transcript has 4 exons. The coding region runs from base 50 to 946 and encodes 298 amino acids.
CAAUCCAAAUGUAUCGUUGCCUUACUGGGACUAUACGACCGAUUAUUUUAUGGCUUCACCGCAUAAAUCGGUGAUAUGGAGCGAUUGCUUUGUGGGAAAUGGGAAUGGAAGCAUUCGAAGUAGUCAAUUUGCGGGUUGGUAUGGAGGGGAGUAUGUGCAUAUCAAACGAUCAACAUCCCAAAGUGAAGGUCCUUGUCCUCCAAAGCUUAUCAGCAAGAAUGACAUGAAGAGAAUGCUACAUCAUUGUUAUUUUAAGAACAUUACAACUGGCGGUGAGCCGUACUUCGGCAACAAAGACAAUCUAGAAGUCCAACACGACGGCAUCCAUGACUGGGUUGGAGGUGAUAUGGGCAUAAUCAAAAUUUCUUCAUUUGAUCCAAUUUUUUGGAUGCACCACGCAUUUAUAGAUUACAUCUGGGAAGUUUUCAGGGAAAAACAGAGCAGUUCAGAGUGCAAUGUAGACGUUGAAACAGACUAUCCAGAGACGGACCUAUCGCAGCACAAAGCAUUAGGUCAUGCUGCUACAGAUCCACUUCAUGGAUUUGAGUAUUUGCAAAUAAAAGAUGGACUUUGGAAGAACUGGACAAAAAAGUUUGUCAACUACGAGCCGCAGCCGCAGUGCCCAACAUGCGGAGAUUCUCAGUUUAUGCACUGCGACCUAAAAAUCGAUAAAGAAAGACACCCAAAUGGCGUAUGUGUGAGCGAGGAUUAUAAUGCAUGUCAUUCCGUCCAGGAGGUCGAUAAAGAAUCCUACUCUGUUAUUGAGCGGUUCGAUCCAGAAGGCUUUCCUGGUAUUGGAAGGACAAGGGGUAACGCGGACGGGGAGAAUCUUAAACUUCUACAGCAGGAGAUAGAGAGGGAAACACAGGGAAACAAAACCUCUUCGAUAAAAAGGGUAAUGACGGCUGGACGGCUUAGUCUACUGCUUACCAUAAUCAGUGUUUAAGCUCCCUACAUUCUAGAAAAAUCGCAAAAUCUCGUUACA